Molecule: messenger RNA, 2023 nt
Organism: Lolium perenne
Lineage: Eukaryota; Viridiplantae; Streptophyta; Magnoliopsida; Poales; Poaceae
Product: eukaryotic translation initiation factor 5
Biological process (GO): formation of cytoplasmic translation initiation complex; translational initiation
Cellular component (GO): cytosol
Molecular function (GO): eukaryotic initiation factor eIF2 binding; translation initiation factor activity; GDP-dissociation inhibitor activity
Source: RefSeq, a predicted model, not a curated record
CUUCCCAACCACUCCGUCGCCUCGCCGCCGCCGCCGCCGCCCGUCCGCCCGCCCGCCCGCAGCAUCUCCGAUUGGAUUCAUUGUAAUCCCCCCCCCAACCCGAGAUAGCAGCAUCAGUUCUGCUGCAAUCUGACAAAGUGGAGUUCCUGGAAGGUGAAGCUUCUUUUAUGUCUGAACAAGCAUCGGUAUAUUUGGGAUCAGUUGGAUUGCUGGGAGAGUAUUCUCGUACAACGAGAAAAAGGCACAAGUUUGUGCUCCCCUGUAUGCAUCAAGAGACUACUGGGUUCUCUGGUACUGAGAGUUCACUUGCUGCAGAAAGUCAGCUCAGUUUCCUUCAGGGACCGGCAGCUACUAUUGCUCCUGAACUUCGCUACAUCUGAUAGCAUCUGCUGCAGAAAUCUUGAGUCAAGAUGGCGCUGCAAAACAUUGGUGCAUCCAACAAGGAUGAUGCCUUCUACAGGUACAAGAUGCCCAGAAUGUUGACCAAGAUAGAAGGCCGUGGUAAUGGCAUCAAGACAAAUAUCGUCAACAUGGUUGAUAUUGCAAAAGCACUUGCCAGGCCUGCUUCGUACACAACCAAGUACUUUGGAUGUGAGCUUGGGGCACAGUCUAAAUUUGAUGAGAAGACGGGAAUCUCCUUGGUUAAUGGUGCUCAUGACACUUCAAAGCUGGCUGGGCUUCUUGAGAACUUCAUCAAGAAGUAUGUCCAGUGUUAUGGUUGUGGCAAUCCUGAGACUGAGGUCCUCAUUUCCAAGAAAGAGAUGAUAACUCUGAAAUGUGCUGCCUGUGGCUUCCUCUCGGAUGUGGACAUGAGAGACAAGCUCACCACAUUCAUUCUGAAGAACCCGCCAGAAGCGAAGAAGGGAGGCAAAGACAAGAAAGCUAUGCGAAGAGCUGAGAAGGAGCGGCUGAAAGAAGGUGAGGCUGCUGAUGAGGAGAUGAAGAAGCUCAAGAAGGAUGCAAAGAAGAAAGGUGCUUCCUCAAAGGAUGGUGCAGCGAAAGGUGCUACGAAGAAAAAGGGUGCUGGCUCUGAUGAAGAACAUGCAACCUCACCAACUCACAGUGGAGACGCUGACUUCAUAGUUGCUGCAGAUGAUGAUGAGGAUGAUGACGAUGUGGAGUGGGCUACUGACACCUCAGCAGAGGCUGCGAAAAAGCGCAUGCAGGAGCAGCUGAGUGCAGCAACUGCUGAGAUGGUUAUGCUUGCCACUGAAGAGACAGAGAAGAAGAAGAAACAGGCAGGCAGUACCAAUGGGACAGCGAAGACUGAAGAUAAACCCAAUGGCAACCAUGCCGUUGCCAAACCCACUCCUUAUGAUGAACUGGUUGCAGAGAUCAAGGCGAACCUGGGCAACGCUGCCACAGCAGCUCAGCUCAAGGGGGUGCUCUCGUCCUCAACCCUACCUCAGAAGGAUGUAAUAAGUGCUCUCUUUGAGGCACUCUUCCAUGGUGCCAGCAAGGGGUUCGCGAAGGAUGUUAUGAAGAACAAGAAGUACCUUGCUGCUGCUGUGCCUGAUGAAGCUGCACAGAUGUUCCUGCUCCAGGCUAUUGAGGCAUUCUGUGGCAAGUGCAGUGCUGAGGCCCUCAAGGAGCUGCCUGUUGUCCUGAAGUUCCUCUACGAUGGGGACGUCCUCGAGGAAGACACCAUUGUGCAGUGGUACAAUGAAGCUGUUGCUGCCGGCAAGGACUCCGAGGUCGUGGAGAAGGCCAAGCCGGUUGUGGAGUGGCUCCAGAGCGCUGAAUCUGACGAGGAGUGAGAGGCCUACCGCCCACUACUUGUUUCAAGUGUUCUUUGAUAGAAGUUGCAAGUGACAGUUGUUGUCAGUGCUUGAAGUGUUAUGUGUCUGCGUUGCUGUUCAAACUGAGUUGUCGUUUGGUUCUGUGUCGAGUCAGUUGAAAACAUUAUGUGUUAUGUUGCGUCUGGUGUGUCUGUUCUUUACUUGUUGGUUAUCUUUCGAGUCAGUUCAAACUAUUAUGUGAUCUAUUGCAUCUGGAGUAUGUUUCAAUAAAUUACUUUGUGAUC